CCGCUGGCUUCGCGCUGGGAACUUGGGGUGCUCGCUGAAAUUCUGGAUUAUGUUCCUGCUGAGCCGGUCUGCGGGGAGCUGAGCCAGGGGAGGAAGCAUGCGGGGCUAUUUAAUGGUUUUCUGCCUUAUUUGCUGCACCGUGGACGGGCAAAUAGUGUAUUCCAUCGCCGAGGAAACAGAGCGUGGAGCGUCUGUCGGGAACAUAGCAAAGGAUUUAGGAAUAGAUGCAGCUACACUUUCAGCUCGGAAAUUUCGCAUGAUCACCGGUUCAAGUAAGCAAUAUUUUAAUAUAAAUGCCAGCACAGGGGCUUUGUCUGUUAACGAGCCCAUAGACAGAGAGCAGCUUUGUGAAUUAAAGUCUGUCUGUCUUCUGAAUUAUGAACUCGUGUUAGAAAACCCUCUAGAGCUUUAUAGGAUGGAAUUCAAAGUCUUGGACAUAAAUGACAACUCCCCCAGCUUUCCCUUAAGUGAAUAUCAUAUAAACAUGCCUGAGUUCCUGUCACCUGGGGCACGGUUUGCACUCCCCAGUGCCCAAGAUCCUGAUGAAGGUGCUAACAGUGUCCAGAAUUAUACUCUGAGCCCCGAUGAACAUUUCUAUUUGGAAAUGCAGAUACGUGGGGAUGGGAGUAAAUAUCCUGAAUUGGUGCUGAAGAAAGCCUUAGACAGGGAGCAGCAAGCCACUCACAGACUUGUGCUUACAGCCAAAGAUGGUGGGAAUCCUCCAAAGUCUGGUGAUGUCCCGGUCAUUGUGACUGUGCUGGAUACCAAUGACAAUGCACCAGAAUUUGAGCACUCGGUCUACAGGGCGAGUAUCUUGGAAAACUCCCCCAGUGGCACUUUGGUAGUCCAAGUGCACGCCACAGACUUGGAUGAAGGUCCAAAUGGAGAGGUCAGGUAUUCCUUUAGCAAUACAACUUCUGCUGACUUACAGCGAAUGUUCUCAGUUCACCCACACACCGGGGAGGUGACAGUCAAUGGUGUUUUAGCUGUUCAGAGACCCCUUCUCGAGAUGCUCAUUGAGGCAAGAGAUAAUGGGGCAUUUGGCAUGUCCAGCACAGCUAAGCUGCUGGUGGAAAUCACAGAUGUGAACAAUCAUGGCCCAGAGAUUACAAUUACAUCCCUUUCCAGUCCCAUUCCUGAGGAUGCUGUUCCUGGCACGGUGAUAGCCCUGCUGAGUAUUUUGGAUAAGGACCCUGGGGAGAAUGGGAAAGUAACCUGCCAGAUCUCUGAAAACCUUCCCUUCCAGUUAAAGCCUUCCCUUCAAAACUACUACAGCCUUGUCACCAGUGAGCUUCUGGACCGAGAGCUGAUCAGUGAGUACAACAUCACCAUUACUGCCACAGACUUGGGUUCUCCUCCUCUCACCACUCAGAAGACUGUAUGGGUGCAGAUUUCUGACGUGAAUGAUAACGCCCCUGUCUUCAGUGCUGACGCAUACGAUGUGUUUGUGGAGGAGAACAAUCCACUUGGUGCUUUUCUCUACCAGGUCUCGGCAUCUGACCCUGAUACAGGGGAGAAUGGACGGGUCUCUUACACGCUCAGGAAUUCCACAGUUGCAGGCAGUGCCCUGACCAGCUUUUUGUCUAUGAACUUGGCCAAUGGGAGCAUCUAUGCAAAACGUGCCUUUGAUUUUGAGCAGCUUAGGAGCUUCCAUUUCCAAGUGGAAGCCAAGGACAAUGGGUCACCAGCCUUGAGUGCUGCCAUAAGAGUGAAUGUUUACAUCUCAGACCAGAAUGACAAUGCCCCGGCCAUCCUGUACCCCACCAGCCAGAAUGGCUCCGUAGCUGUGGAAGUUGUGCCCCGCCUGGCUGAUGAGGACUACCUGGUGACCAAAGUGGUGGCAGAUGAUGAGGACAAUGCACAGAAUGCUUGGCUUUCCUAUCACCUUGCCCAUUCCUCUGACUCCACCCUGUUCCAGCUGUCACCGCACACCGGCGAGCUGCGCACCACACGCUCCAUGCGCUCCACCGACUUCCUCAAGCACAAAGUGGUCGUGGUGGUGCGGGACCACGGGGAUCCACCGCUCUCCUCCACCGUCACGGUGGGCAUCCUGCUGGCUGACACCCUGCCCCAGGCACUGCCAGACUUCGAUGACAGCGGGCAGCCACCACCGCUACUCAACGCUACAAACAUCUACUUGAUCGUUUCCCUUGCCUGCGUCUCGUUCAUCUUUGCAGCUUUCAUCUUCUUCCUUGCCCUCAUCCGGCUGUGCCGGUGCCGGACUUGCUGCUGCAAUGGCUGCUGCUGCCCAUCUGAUGACUAUAAAAAGUAUUGCUACAGUGUGCACAUGCUUCCCAGCUCCCACCUGCCACCGGACAUGCUGGAGGUCACUGGCGUGGGCAAACUCACUCACACCUACUUGUACAGGGCAUCUGUAGGUCUUGGGCCUAGUAACGGCAGCAUCCCAAAUGGAGAUGCUGGGAAUGUUCCUAGUGGCUCAAGGUUACAAGUGCCAGGACCCUGCAUCCAAGUGCAGCAGGUCCAAAGUGACCGGUUGAGUGCUGUCCUCGUGAAUUCUCUCAGCCGGGCGGAGGUGGGUGGAAGCAGCGCAGGGGUGCCCGUGGAGGCUGGGCAGGGGGACGGUGCUGCAGCAAGGACGAAUCUCCGAGGGAGCAGAGGGGCAGGACUCCAAGAAAGAGGUCGUCAAACCCACUGCAGCAACACACAAACGGCACCAGACCUGGCUGGAAGCCCAUUUUUUUCCCCGAAGCUCUGCGCCGAUUUAACCCUCUCAAGCGGCUGCACUUCAGCGCUGCAGCAGCAGGUCCACAAGUGA
Molecule: messenger RNA, 2776 nt
Organism: Pseudopodoces humilis (Tibetan ground-tit)
Lineage: Eukaryota; Metazoa; Chordata; Aves; Passeriformes; Paridae
Source: RefSeq, a predicted model, not a curated record